This is a messenger RNA of Vitis riparia (riverbank grape), 960 nucleotides long. RefSeq names its product FAS1 domain-containing protein SELMODRAFT_448915-like. Lineage: Eukaryota; Viridiplantae; Streptophyta; Magnoliopsida; Vitales; Vitaceae. The coding region runs from base 53 to 829 and encodes 258 amino acids. The transcript has a single exon. The record is from RefSeq and is a predicted model, not a curated record.
ACCAAAAGAAAAAAACCCUCAAUCACCCAUCUCAAAAUUAUCCUAAAUUCAUAUGGCAGUUCCCAACAUCUUCUCAGCUCUUCUCAUCAUCAUCAUCUCCUCAUCAUCCUCAGCCACUUCCAUGAAGAGUACUCCUCCAAGAAACCAAAACCUUAUUAUGGCCAUUGAGGAGAUGCAGAAGGCCAACUACUUCACCUUUGUAAUGCUGAUCAACAUGUCCCCAAUUGGCCUCUUUCUAGACAAUGUCACCUUCCUCAUGCCAAACGACCGGACUCUUUCGGAAACUAUGAUACCCGGUUAUGCCGUAUCCGAGUUCCUGAAGCGCCAUGCAGUCCCCUCGCCACUCCUCAUCGACCAUCUUCUCCAUAUCCCAACUGGGUCUGUGCUCCCCAGCUUGGAACCUGGUUUUUCCCUUAAAGUUUCCAACCAUGGCCGGCGGAACUUUUCUAUGAACAAUGUCAGGAUCAUCAGCCCUAACAUCUGCUUUUCCGGGUAUUCGAUCCGAUGCCAUGGCGUUGACGGAGUGAUGCAGAAGAUGGUGGUGGAAGAGAAGGCUAACACUAGUAGUAGUAGUAGCAGUAGUAGGAGUAGGACUAGUACUAAUUGUUCCUGUGAUGGCUCAUGUCACAUGGCUGAUCAGGCUGCUCCUCCUACCACCUCAAUGCCGCCACUGCAGCUGCCUAGUGGGCUUGCCAGUGGCCUAAAUCCACCGCCGCCAUCUUCUGAUAAGGUCGAUCCUCAGAAAUCUGGUUCAUCUGGAGGGAUAUCUUGUGGGGGAUUGUGGGAGCUUGUAGGGAUGUCUUGCUGCAUAAUGUUGUUGAUGCUUUGAGUUGGCUCUAUUGUUGAUGUUGAGACGCAUACUUGAAAAUUAAGGUCUUUUUUAUUAAGAAAUUUAGUGCCUAAAUGCUUUUAUUUUGAAAAAAUAGGAGAGGUCGAUUGUCUUGAAUGUGUCGAAGAAGU